Cottoperca gobio is the source of this 10435-nucleotide messenger RNA. It is a transcript of the gene ranbp2, whose product is annotated as RAN binding protein 2. Lineage: Eukaryota; Metazoa; Chordata; Actinopteri; Perciformes; Bovichtidae. Gene Ontology annotation, cellular component: nuclear pore; cytoplasm. Gene Ontology annotation, molecular function: peptidyl-prolyl cis-trans isomerase activity; protein binding; GTPase activator activity. Gene Ontology annotation, biological process: protein peptidyl-prolyl isomerization; intracellular transport. The record is from RefSeq and is a predicted model, not a curated record.
GAGGAGCCUGAUUCAAGAGCGCGCACCGCACACGUGACUCUCUGCCAUUUUCAUCAUGGGGAGUUAGCGUUACGGAGUAACCGAUAUUAAUGUAAUUUUGUGAAUUCCCUGUAUUACAUAAACCACAGUCGGCCGUUUUAAAAGGAUUUGUUUUUGGACGUCAUGCGGCGGAGUAAGGUUGAAGUGGACCGUUACGUUUCCUCAGUACAGAGUUCCUCUCCCUCACUCAAAGAGAAGCCAAUCAAAGGGUUUUUAUUUGCUAAAUUGUACUAUGAAGCAAAGGAAUAUGAACUUGCAAAAAGACAUGUAUCGGAGUAUCUUAAAGUCCAGGAGAGGGAUCCGAAAGCACACAAAUUCCUUGGACAGCUCUACGAGAGAGAGGGAGACGUCAACAAGGCAGUAGGAUGUUACAAGCGGUCCGUGGACUUGAACUCAGCCCAGAGGGACCUGGUGCUGAAGGUGGCCGAGUUACUGGUCAGUAAGCAGGAAUGUGACAGCAGAGCGGAGUUUUGGGUGGAAAAAGCGGCCAAGCUGCUGCCAGGAAACCCUGCAGUCUUCAACCUGAAGGAGCGCUUGUUGAGUCGUCAGGGCCAGCUGGGUUGGAACCGGUUGUUCGACCUCCUCCAGGCCGAGCUUGGAGCAAGACCAGCUGACGCUCACGUGAACGUGAAGCUGGUGCAGCUGUUUUGUCAGGACGGACGGUUGGAUGAAGCUGUUAAGCAUUGCCUGGCAGCUGAGAAAAGGGGCAUGCUGAUCCACAGCCUGGACUGGCACACAGUGGUGGUGCGCACACUGCAGGAGUAUCUAGCUCAGCCCAGCGUCGCUAGCAAUGAGAAGAUGUGUCGGCGUCUCCAGAGAGAGCUGCUGUUGGCCCACUGCAGCCUGCUGAGAAUCACACUGUCUGAGAGCAGCAUGCAGCCCAGCCUUGAUGCGCUCUCAGGUUUUGACCAAGCUAUGCAGGCGCUGAGCUGCACUGCUGGCCACCACGCAGACGAUCUUUGUGAGGCGUUUGUGGAGAUGAGAGGUCACCUCUACCUGAACGCUGCCACACUGCUGUUGAAGCUGGCUCAGGACCGCCAACAGACCUGGAGGGCCAUCGUUGACCUGGCUGCACUUUGCUACCUGCUGGCAUACCAGGUUCCCAGACCAAAGGCUAAAGUCACCAAAAGAGACCAGUCAGCCCCUCAGUUUCUGGAGCUUCUGGCCAACGACCGACAGAGUCAGGCCGGUCACAUGUUGCUGAAUCUGAGCACAGAUUCAUCCACCUUAAUCAGAGAGGUGGUGGAGGCGUUUGCGAACCCUAAAGGUCAGGACUCUCUGUUUGAACUCCUGUUUGGACCACAGGCCUCCACUGGAUCUUCCUUUAUUGCCAAUGAUGACAUUCGUUCCAUUAACACCAUGGCUCCAGAGCUCUCUCAACUCUCCAAAUGCGACACUGGCUCCAUCCUGUUGCAUGCUGGUGACUUGCAACAUCUAAGCUGGUUGGGGCUACAGUGGACCCUACUGGCCCAAAGACCGGCCCUGAGGGACUGGCUACAGCAGCUCUUUCCCAGGCUUACUCUGGAAACCUCCAAGCUGGACACCAACGCGCCAGAGUCCAUCUGCCUGCUCGACCUGGAGGUGUUUUUAUAUGGUGUGGUGUUCUGUAGCCACUGUCAGUUCCAGGAGACGGCGAAGAUCAGCAGCGGAUUGAACCUGCAGCUACAGCAGCAGCUCUACGAGCCUCGCUGCCUCCCCCUCCCCCUCCUCCGGCUCUUGACCACUGACAGGCAGAGGGAGUGGUGGGACGCCAUCUACAGCCUCAUUCACAAACAAGCAGUUCCUGGCAUGUCAGCCAAACUGCGGAUGAUUGUGCAGCAUGGACUGAGCACUCUGAGGGCCGGAGAAAAACACGGGCUCCAACCAGCACUGGCCAUCAACUGGGCGCAGUGUCUCAGCCAGACGGGUGAUGGAGUGAGCUCGUACUACGACCAGAAGGAGUAUGUCAGCCGCAGUGUCCACUACUGGAAAGUUGUACUUCCACUGUUGGAAAAGGUCACCAACAGGCGUAGUAUACCGGAACCACUUGACCCCCUCUUCAUACACUUUCCCUCCAAAGAUAUUCAGAUUUCUUCUGUGAAGGGCUAUGAAGAGGAAGCCAAGAUAGCAUAUGCGGCUCUCCUUGACAUUGAAGGCAAAACGGAGGACGCCAUCGCUACCUUGGAAACCAUCAACAACAUGUCAUCCAUCUGGCAUUUGGCACAGAUCUACCAGCGGCUAUCAGAGGAGGCCAGCAAUGGGGUUGAGGAGACCCAAGACAGGUGCAUCUCUUAUCUGAGAAAGUUUAGGACCUACCUGUCCAAGAUCUACAAUGCGAAUGCAGACGACAUUGAGAGGCUGCCUGUCUCCAUGGAGGAAGUUGUGGACCUCCUGAAUGAUGUAAACCAGCAGCUGGGCGAGAGUGUGGAGGCUAUGGAUGAAGAGGAGAAGGAGGAAGAGGGACGAAGAGGACCAGUCCACUCUAGCCCUGCUCAUCCCACAGAAACCUCCGCCACCAUAUCACACAAAAGCAUCAUCUCUCCUUCCAAAAGACACCUGAUUUCUCCCAAGACAGCACCUCAUUGGGUGGAGGACCAGAAAAGUCUCCUCCAGAUGAUGUGUCAGCAAAUUGAAGCCCUCAAGAAUGAGGUUCAUGAUCUGAGACACAACUCUUCAGGGAACGCAGGCUCCCCUCAUCAUAAGAUGUAUGGGGAGAGUUACGGGGCCGAGGGUCUGCAGGAGCCCUUUACCCCAGUCCAGUCCUACCAUGGCGCCCCCCUAACAGUUGCCACCACAGCCCCCUCUGUGUACUACAACCAGUCUCCAGCUUAUAACUCUCAGUAUCUUCUGCGCACAGCAGCAAAUGUAACCCCCACUAAGACACCGAUGUAUGGUAUGAACCGUAUGCCACCUCAACAGCAUAUGUAUGCCUACCAGCAGCCCACUCAUACUCCUCCACUGCAGACAGCUCCAGCCUGCAUAUACCCUCCUCAAGAACAAGUCUUUGGAGCCCCUCUUCGCUUUGAAUCACCAGCCACAAGCCUUCUUUCCCCAUAUAGUGAAGAAUAUUAUGGGCAGAGUGUAACCCAACCAACCACGAACCCUCCCCUGCCUGAACCUGGCUACUUCACCAAGCCGAUUGUAGUCCCUGUUCAGCCACCAAGGAGCAUUGACGGGAAGCCUAUGGACUUUGGGAAGCUCUCCUUCAGCCAGCAGGCUCCUGCGGAAGUCCCCAAAGUGCCUAGUUUUGGGGCAGGGACAAUUGCCCAGUCAGAGUCUUCAGCUGCUUUUAAAUUCAACUCCAACUUUAAAUCCAAUGAUGGCGACUUCAGUUUCUCUGCUUCCCAGGCCAAGCACAGUGAAAGUCUGCUUGGUCUUCUUACAUCAGAAAUUCCCACUAAAACAGAUACUGUCCCAGAGAAGCCUCCAGGCCAGGAGCAGCCCCCCAGCCAAACGAGCAUUUUCACCUUUGGCAAUAAAAAUGUUACUGGCUUCUCCUUUGCUGAUUCUGCCCAGAGCACAGACACAGGAAGUCUGUUUGCAAAGGCGGAGCAGCCAUUUAAAUUUGUGGAUGUUACCAAGCCAGUGUUUGGGGUCGCCACGCCUGCACCAGAAGAGGAAAGAGCUGCGGAGAGUGACAAUGACAGCACUCGCGUUGAGGAGGAUGAGGAUGGUCCUCACUUUGAACCCAUUGUACCGCUGCCUGAUAAAGUAGAUGUGAAAACGGGUGAGGAGGAGGAGGAGGAAAUGUUUUGCAACAGAGCAAAGCUGUUUCGAUUUGACACGGACACAAAAGAGUGGAAGGAGCGUGGCAUUGGCAAUGUGAAAAUCCUAAAACACAGUGCUAAAGGGAAGGUCCGCCUCCUAAUGAGAAGGGAACAGGUCCUUAAGAUCUGUGCAAACCACUAUAUCAAUGUCGAUAUGCUACUGAAACCAAAUGCUGGCUCUGACAAAUCCUGGGUCUGGAACGCUAUUGAUUAUGCAGAUGAAGAGCCUAAAACCGAACAGCUUGCCAUCCGCUUCAAAACAGCAGAUGAGGCGUCACUUUUUAAAGCUAAGUUUGAGGAAGCCCAGGAAGUUGUGCUCAAAUCAGCAGAAAAGCAUGAUCAAGAGGAGAAGAAAGAUGAAAGCUUAAAAGUUUCUGGAUCACUGGCAGCCCAGUUUGCUAUUAAAAAUGGAGAAUGGGACUGCUCUAUGUGCUGUGUUAGAAAUAAACCCACAGAUAUGCGGUGUGCUGCUUGUCAAAGUGCUAAUCCCAAUUCUUCAUCCAAGCCAGACAUUCCAGCUGCUGGUGAAACCAAUGCCAGUCCCUUUAGUUUCAAAUUUGGAACUGAUUCCUCAAAACCCAGUAGUUCUGGCUCUACAUUUACUGGAUUUGGUGCUUUUGGAGCAUCUAUCCCCUCCUCAUUUACAUUUGGCACCAGCACCUUUAAACCUGCUGACACAGUAACUAGUGCGUUUGGUUCUGGGUUUGGGGCUCAGUUUGGCAUGAAGCCCGGGCAGUGGAACUGUGAUACAUGCGAAGUAAGAAAUGAGGCCUCUGCAGACAGUUGUGUUUCUUGUAAAUCUGUUAAACCUAAAACAACUGUGACGGCACCAGCUGCAGAUGCACCCUCGACAUCUGCGUUUGGUUCUGGGUUUGGUGCCAAGUUUAGCAAGGUACCCGGGCAGUGGCACUGCGAUGUAUGCGAAGUAAGAAAUGAGGCCUCUGCAGACAGCUGUGUUUCUUGUAAAGCUGUUCAACCAAAAACAACUACGACAGCACCAGCUGCAGAUGCACCCUCUAUAUCUGCGUUUGGUUCUGGGUUUGGUGCCAAGUUUAGCAAGAAGCCUGGGCAGUGGGACUGCAAUAUAUGCGAAGUAAGAAAUGAAGCCACUGCUGACAAUUGUGUGGCCUGUAACACCCCUAACCCUGCUGCUAAAACAACAGCGGUGGCUCCAGGAGCGUCAAUUCUGCCAGCAGUGUCAAGAUUUGAGGCUGAUUUGGCAGAAAAGGAUGGUCAGUGGGACUGCAAUGCCUGCCUAGUGCGAAAUGAUGCAUCAGCUGCUGUAUGUGUUUCCUGCCAUUCCCAACCAGCCACUUCCUCUUUAAAAGAUAUGUUUGCCAUUAGGACUGGGGAAUGGGAUUGUGACAGUUGCCUGGUGAGAAACGAUGCCUCUGCCAUUAAGUGUUUGGCCUGUCAGACACCAAAUCCCAAUGCUAAAAGCACAUCCAGCACUGUUCUCUCGCCCUCCACAUUCAGCUAUACAUUUGGAAAUAAGUGUUCAUCAAGCCAGCCUGCUGGAACUGGAUUUACAAUGCCUUUUCAAACUGGCAGCACUUUUCAGUUUGGUCAAAACAAAGAGAAAAGCUCAGCUGCUUCCUUUAAGUUUGAAGCUCCUCCGCCAGGAUCUAGUACCACAAGUGCUUCAGGCUUCUCUUUCUCAAUGCCCAUUCUUGCUGGUGGCUUCAAGUUUGGCAUUCAGGACUCUGCAGGUGAAACUCCCUCAACUGAUAAUCAAACGCCUCAAUCAGGGUCGGCCUCCAGUUUUCUGAAAAGCAUAGCUGACAAACACAAGGAAAAAGAAAACGUGUCUUUAACCUCAGUGUGCCAAACGGAGCACGAUCAAAAUCCACUAAUUGCUGGAACAACCAGUGCGUUCAGUUUUUCAGACUUGGCGAGUUCAUCAGAAGGAGACUUCAAGUUUGGCCAGAGCGACCCGGAUUUCAGUGGCUUCUCUAGGGCUGGUGAGCAUUUGUUCUCAACCCCCACCAAGCGGCCCCCUACAAACGAGCUGGAAGACGACGACAUGUAUAAAACGGAGGAAAAUGACGACAUCCAGUUUGAACCAGUGGUCCAGAUGCCUGAUAGGGUGGAUCUGGUGACGGGGGAGGAGGAUGAACAGGUUCUCUAUUCUCAGCGUCUCAAACUGUUCAGAUUUGACGUGGACUCCAGUCAGUGGAAAGAACGUGGUGUAGGAAUCCUUAAAUUCUUAAAAAACAAUGCUAAUGGCAGGCUAAGGGUGCUGAUGAGAAGAGAGCAAGUUCUGAAGGUGUGCGCCAACCACUGGAUCAACACCACCAUGAAUCUUAAGCCCCUGGCAGGCUCGGACAAAGCCUGGAGGUGGAUGGCCAGUGACUUCUCUGAUGGAGAUGCUAAACUCGAACAGUUGGCUGCCAAGUUUAAAAGCCCAGAGCUCGCUGCGGAGUUCAAGGAGAAGUUUGAAGAGUGUCAGAGACUUCUCUUGGACAUCCCCCUUCAAACCCCCCACAAGCUUGUUGACACAGGCAGAACAGCACGCCUCAUUCAGAAAGCGGAGGAAAUGAAGUCCGGUUUGAAAGACCUGAAAUCCUUUUUGACGGACGAUAAAACAAAGAUCAAAGAUGAUGAGAGCCUGAGAGACGUUACAACAUCCAGCAAUGUUCCAAACCUUGUAAUCAAGCCUCACGGGGAAACCGCCGGCCCCACCUUGGAGUGGGAUAACUACGACCUCCGAGAAGAGGCUUUAGAGGAUACUGCCGACUCAUCAGUCUAUGCCUCUCCUCUUGCCAGCAGCCCCCCGAGAAAGAACCUUUUUCGCUUUGGAGAGUCCGCCAGUGGCUUCAACUUCAGCUUCCAACCUGGCAUCAGCCCCUCUAAGUCUCCUGCUAAGCUUAACCAGAGCGGAGCCUCAGUGGGUACUGACGACGAGCAGGACGUAUCCCAGGACGAGGAGAGGGAUGGCCAGUACUUUGAGCCCGUGGUCCCCUUGCCUGAUCUGGUGGAGAUUUCCACAGGAGAGGAAAAUGAACAGGUGGUCUUCAGUCACAGGGCCAAACUGUAUCGAUACGAUAAGGAACUGGGUCAGUGGAAGGAGAGGGGCAUCGGAGACCUCAAGGUCUUGCAGAGUUUCAACACCAAACGAGUGAGGUUGAUAAUGAGGAGAGACCAGGUACUUAAGAUCUGCGCCAACCACAGGAUCACAGCAUCCAUGAAGCUGGAACCCAUGAAGGGCGCGGAGAAGGCCUGGGUCUGGAGUGCCUUUGACUUUGCUGAAACAGCAGAGGGUAAUAUUGAGCAGUUGGCUGUGAGGUUCAAGCUGCAGGACACCGCAAAUGCAUUCAAACAGGUUUUUGAAGAGGCCAAGGUUGCCCAAGAAAAAGAGGAACUCAUGACUGAAGUGACACCCAGGGUUGACACACCUCAAGACAGUGGACCUACAGCGUCCGCACAAACUGCUACACCUGUGUGCGGGAAGGCAGCCAUCGCUGUUCUGGAAGAGACCACCAAGGAACGUACCGAGCUUUCCCCCGACAGUGAGCCAUGUGCAGCUGGGCCUCCAAGUCCAGUCAACCCCUCGAAGAUAGUCAUGUCACCCCCUAAGUUUGUCUUUGGCACGCAAAGCCUUCAGAAGUUUUUUGGCUCUCCUAAAUUUCACUCUGAGACUGAGGAAUCUGCAUCGGGUUUGAAAGACAAAGCUGGAAGUUCUGCCAAUGCUUCACCUGCAGCACCUGCAUUCAAAAUCCCAGAGAAAGGGCUGGAUUUUAGGCUUUUCAAAGAUAACCCAAUGGCUUUUUGGACCAGCACAUCAACCACCCAAUUUGAACCCCCAGGGCCCCCUCAGGCGGAAGGAGGCAGUGCCGGGUCACAUGAGGACUCGGAGGUGGAGGUUGUGUAUGUCAGGGAACCCACUGCUGAACAGGCAGCUUUAGCCCAAAAACUGCUGCUGCCUCUCACCUUCUUCUGCUACCAGAAUGAACCUGACUACACCAGCGACGAUCAAACUGAUGACGAGGACUUUGAGUCAGCAGUACAAGCCUUGAAUGGAAAGCUCUACCUGGAUCCUCCUGAGAGAGAGGCAGCAGCAUGUGGUGAUGAGCCAGACUGCCAGGUAGUGUGGGAGAAGAAGCCAACACCGGAGGAAGAAGAAAAGGCCAGAAGGUUCCAGCUUCCACCCACCUUCUUCUGCGGCCUGGGCACCACGGACAGCGACCCGGACCACGACAAGCCUGAAGACUUUGAGACAGAAGUCCGCAAGGCUCAGCAAGACCUGGGCGCCCAGUUAAACCUAGCUGAAAAGGCCUCCAGCAGCCCUGCUGUAGCUCCAGAAGAGCCGACGUCAGGCCUGUCAUCCAGCAGCACUGAAGCUGCAGGCAGCACUGAAGCUGCAGGCAGCACGGAAGCUGCAGGCAGCACUGAAGCUGCAGGCAGUACGGAAGCUGCAGGCAGCACUGAAGCUGCAGGCAGCACUGAAGCUGCAGGCAGCACUGAAGCUGCAGGCAGCACUGAAGCUGCAGGCAGCACUGAAGCUGCAGGCAGCACUGAAGCAGCAGGCAGCACUGAAGCAGCAGGCAGCACAGAAGCUCCCUGCAGCUUCACGUCGACAUCGGAGGAGCAGACCUCAGAUCCGCCAACAGACACUCAGAGUGAAGCUCCGAGCAGCAGCUCGCCCAUUGACCUGUCGACUAAGAAGAGCCCAGAGCCAGAGUCCAACAUUUGGACUGCAGCGACGACUGCUACAGCUAGUCAAGACUCCUCCAACUUUGGCUUCGAGUCGUUAGGUGGCUCCUCUUUUGCUGAUUUGGCCAGUACCACAGAUGCGUUUGCAUUUGGAGCUCAAGACACCGACUUCUCCUGGGCAAACGCUGGAGCGACAGUAUUCAAGGCCGCAGUGACGUCAGCGCCAAAAAAGAACGGUGGGGAGGACGGCAGUGAUGAAGAGGACACUUCUAAUAAUACGGACAUUCACUUUGAGCCAAUUGUGUCACUGCCAGAGGUGGAGACAAAGUCUGGAGAGGAGGAUGAAGAAAUCCUGUUCAAGGAGCGUGCCAAGCUGUACCGCUGGGACCGCGACCUCGGCCAGUGGAAGGAGCGAGGCGUCGGUGACCUCAAGAUCCUCUUCCACCCCACCAAACGUUUCUACCGCAUCCUGAUGAGAAGAGAGCAAGUGCUGAGGGUUUGUGCCAACCACACCAUCACACAGGCGAUGGAACUCAAACCCAUGAACGCCUCCGCUAACGCGCUGGUCUGGACGGCCACCGACCACUCAGAUGGCGACGGCGCAGUGGAGCAGCUGGCGGCCAAGUUCAAAACCCCUGAAAUAGGCGAAUCCUUCAAGAAGAUCUUCUUCGAGUGUCAGAGCCGCACAGGCCAAACUGAAGGCGAUGCCUCAGGUGUCUUCUCACCGCAGAUGUCCAGAGUUCAAGAGCACUCCAGAGACACGAACCCCCAGGUGUUCCUGGAAGUGGCAGGCGACGGCCAACCACUGGGCACAAUCACCAUCGAGCUUUUCUCCCAUAUUGUCCCCAAGACAGCGGAGAACUUCAGGGCUCUCUGUACCGGCGAGAAAGGCUUCGGGCUUCGAGACUCCAUCUUCCACAGAGUCAUACCGGCCUUCAUGUGUCAGGCUGGUGACAUCACCAACAAUAACGGCACAGGAGGAAAGUCCAUCUACGGCAGCAAGUUUGAGGACGAGAACUUCGAUGUUCGGCACACAGGCCCUGGAAUUCUGUCAAUGGCAAAUGCGGGCGCUGACACCAACAACUCACAGUUCUUCAUCACUCUGAAGAAAGCCGAACACCUGGACUUCAAACACGUGGCUUUCGGCUGGGUUAAGGGUGGCAUGGAUGUUGUGCAGCAAAUGGGAGAGCUGGGCACAAAGGGAGGCACGCCUGCAAAGAAGCUCGUCAUCACAGACUGUGGACAGCUGUAGCUUUUUAAAUGUUGAGAUCAAGAUUUACAGCUUGGUUUAGGCUAUAACGUUAUGAUGAUGUGGACCCUCCUGCUAAAACUAAAUACAUGGUCAUUAGGAAUCUGAGAAUUAAACACCGAUCACAGGACUUCUAAACGAGAUCCUUCAUCACAGAAACUUGGCUCCGGUAGCCUAGAAUUGGAAAUGAUUUUGCUAUCCUUUAACACAAUCACAUAUGGGUAACAUGGUGUAGUAUGUGGGAGAAGGUCUUAGUCGCACUAGCAUCUUCAUCAUCGUCUGUCAAUAAAUCUAAUUUGUUUAUUUUGUGUGUAUAAUAAUUGUACAUGGAUUACUUUUUUAAUGUUUUUUUGGUGUUAUUUUGUCUUGCAUGUGCUCAGUCCUCUUCAUAAGCUCCACGUGGGUAUUUGUUCCCUUUUUGAGGAAGUCUUAACUAUAAUUGAAAUAUGAGGUUCUUUGACUGCACAUCUUGGUUUGUAACAGUGUACUUUUUACUGUAGGGCUCCCCUAGUGAUUCUUCUUUGUAAGUGGAUUUCACAAUGUGCAGAUAGUUGGACUUGCUCACAUAAACUUGAGUCAUCUUACUGUGGCCCUGUGGACGGAGGGUGGCUCGAUGAUGACAUUACGCCUGGUUUGGAUUUUACAAAGGCAAUCCAUUAUAGUUUGAGAAAAUCACAAAGUUCAAAUGGUGCUUGGUGUACCAAAAUAAUAUGAUAUUAAAGGAGAAAUAAAGUUGCUUUACAACUAA